AUGGCUCACAGAAUAGAGUGCUUUUUUAGAGUGCCUGCAGAUGUGACUGGUUCUGUAUCUUCACUUCUAUCUGGGGUCACAAUUCUGUUACUACUGUCUAGCCGGUCUGUAGGUUCAGUGGAUAUCAAUUCUACAACGAUCAUUACAGAAUACGUUUGUAAUGGGAAGUGCAGUGCUAGCAACUGUAGGGAGGUAACGAACUGUAUCACCGAGUGUGGCGGAUGUGAGGCCCCAAUGUACAAGUUACACCUAAUCUACAGUCCAUUUUGUCUGGAAUCAAGAGAGAAGCGCCAGGUUCCAGAAGUUGAAUCCACGCCAUCCACAACCACAACACCCUCAACGACCACAGUCAAGAAUGCAUGGAUUUGUAAAAAUUGUUCCGUUGUCGGCUGCAACAAGUGCACAGACCUGAUCGAGACACCCACCUGUGAGGUUUGCCAAGCUGGCUAUCAACUCAACAAUGUCACCAACACGUGCUACACGGAAGUAGCAGAAGGGCUGUCUGGUGUUGCCCUUGCUGGGAUUGUUAUUGCUGUUGUGUGUAUUGUGGGUAUCGCCAUUGUCAUCGUUCUGUUCGCGCUUCGCAAGUUUCGUGGAUCUCGAGAUGUUACUGCCCGCAGUGAGAGAAUGCAGGACUCCCCAAAGAAUAACAAGAAAAAUUUCAGCAGGGCCAGCCAAGAAAACAAGGAACUACAGGAACUUGGUGAAGCCCCUCCACCUCCUGCAGAAUCCAACGAUUACACUGACAUGCAGCACAAAUACGAUCCUCUGGACACAAAGAAUCAGAAUGAACCUCAACUCUAUCUUCCUAUGCAACAUGAAGACGAUGCCCUAUAUCUUAACACAGCAGCCGUGGAAAAUGAAUUCAGACAUGCUCAAGGACUUUAUGAGAAUACACAGCAGACAAGCCAUCCAGCAGUUAACCAGGCGAAAUCACCAAACGACAACACGGCAAAACACACCGCCCUCGCCAAAUCCCAAGAGUCCAUUGACUAUUAUGAGCCAGUCGGAAGUGCCUCUUCAGCUCAAGAAACACAAGAGGUUUACGAAAAUAAUGAUUCAGCAGUUCUAGUUCAAAACGGCGCACCUGAAAUAGAUGACAUUUAUCUAAAUGAAAAUGUAGAUGAUGUGUACCAGAAUGCUUAA
This is a messenger RNA of Candidula unifasciata, 1146 nucleotides long. Lineage: Eukaryota; Metazoa; Mollusca; Gastropoda; Stylommatophora; Geomitridae. The record is from the annotation of a GenBank genome assembly.